Molecule: messenger RNA, 1157 nt
Organism: Etheostoma cragini (Arkansas darter)
Lineage: Eukaryota; Metazoa; Chordata; Actinopteri; Perciformes; Percidae
Exons: 5
Coding region: 105-1157 (350 amino acids)
Biological process (GO): response to bacterium
Source: RefSeq, a predicted model, not a curated record
CCUAUACAGUGUCACUUCAGGUUUAGCCAAUCAAACGCAUCCUUGUCUCUAAAGAGCGGAGAAACCAUUGAUAUUCUGUCAUUCAACACAGCAACUUCAACACGAUGACAUCGCCAGUGUUUGCUCUCUUACUCACAUGCUUGUUCUUGGGGAAAAUGGAUCAGACGACAUGUCUGGAAUCCUCCCCAACUGUUCGUCAAGAGACACGAUUUGUAUCAGUUAAAACUGGAGAAGAAUUGACUUUACAAUGUUCCUAUAAAGGUGAAGGUGUUUCUGCACGGCUUUACUGGUUUAAGCAAACUCUGGGACAGAAACCAAAGCUCAUUUCUACUUCCUUUACAUAUAAUGUAAAUGGGACUUUUCACAAUGAAUUCAAGAACAAUCCACGCUUCACACUGGAUAUGGAAAAGGGAAACAAUCACUUGACGAUCAAAGAUUUUCGCCUUUCAGACUCGGCUACUUACUACUGCAUUAAUUUUCUAUACACAAUAGACUUUUUAGAGAGCAUUUUUGUAAGUGUAAAAGGUUCAGGUUUGAAGGUCCGAGCUACGGUCCACCAGUCAGCGUCUGAGAGCAUCCAGCCAGGAGGCUCUGUGACUCUCAACUGUACAGUACACACUGGGACCUGUGAUGGAGAACACAGUGUUUACUGGUUCAAGAAGUCAGACGAAUCUGACCCAGGACUCAUUUACACCCAUGGAGGCAGGACUGAUCAGUGUGAGAGGAAACCCAACACACAAACACACACCUGUGUCUACAAGCUGCCGAUGAAGAGUCUGAAUCUUUCUCAUGCUGGGACUUACUACUGUGCUGUUGCCUCAUGUGGACACAUUCUGUUUGGAGACGGGACCAAGCUGGAGUUAGAAGAUGAGGUGGACUCUCCUUUUUUAGUGUAUUUCUUGAGUUCAGCUUUGGCUUUCACCACCAUCCUGAGUGUUUUACUGGCUUUCUUACUCUACAAGGUGAACAAAAGAAAGUGCUGCCAAACUGCAGAGAACCACGCAACAUUUCCAUCUCCCACCACAACGAGUGCAGAGGGUUACCAAGAUGCAGACAACGUCCAUUAUGCCGCUUUAAGUAUCACCCUGCCCAACAGAUCGAGACGACAGAGGAACAAAACUAACGAUGAGUGUGUUUACUCCAGCGUCAAGCAGUAG